AUGUCCAGCAUGUACAACCACCGCAACCCGAACGCAUCGCAGGGAGCACAGCCCGGCGGCCCGCCCCCUCCCGGCGCUGGCGGCCCUUCUUCGCAGGCAGCGGCGGCGGCGGCAGCUGCAGCCGCAGCAGCGCAGGGUCAGCAUCCCGGCCAGCCUCCGGCAGGCGGACUCGGUGCUCCUUCUUCCGCCCCGCCGCCGGGCGCACAGGGUGGACCUCCCGGCUCGCCGCCGCCGCCGCUGCUGCGGCUGCUGCUGCCGCCCAGAAUGCCAGCUCCGGACGCCUUUCCGACCUGCUCGAUUUCCUCCGGACGCCUUUCCGACCUGCUCGAUUUCGUCAAGCACGAGUUUGACCUGCUCGGCAACGACGCUGCCCAGCUCAAGGCUCAAAGAGACGAGAUGGAGCAUCGAAUUACGCAGCAGAUGAACGAGGUGGUCCUGAUGCAGACACACAUCUUUGAGCUCGAGAAGAGGCACACCCAGAUCAUCCAGCAGUACGAGGAAGAAGUCAAGAGGCUGCGCAGCAUCCUCGACUCUCGCGGCCUGUCGGCCGAACACGGCGCCGCAGCGCCUCCUGGCGCUCCCGUCGGUGGUCCGCCGCACCUCCCCGCAUCAGGUGCAUCUGGACCUCCGCCGAUCGCCUCGGCCGGAGCGGCUCCGCCUGCUUCGGGCUCGGGCGCCGGAUCCAGCGCAGGCAUCUUUGGAGGGCCCAGCAGCAAUGGCGGCCCCGGACCCGGCGGACCAGACUCGUACGGACGAGGGCAAAACGGCUUCGACCGGGAGCGGGAGGCGGGCAGGCCUGGAGGACCCGCCAACGCCAAGGAUGGCAAGCGGAUGCGGGUCGAGGGAGGACCGGGAUCGUACCACGGCGGACCUCCGAGCCCGGGGUUUGAACGCGAGCGCGAGCGCGACAGCUGGAUCAAGAAGGAGGAGCGGGAUCGCGAGCGCGGACCGAGAGAGGAAAAGUGGGAUCGUGACCGCGAGCGCGGGGGCCCUCCAGGCAUAGGCCCGGGCCCAGGUCCCGGACCCGGUCCGGCGCAGUCGCCGCACGGUCCUCCGCCGCUCCCGCCGUCUUCGUCGUACAGCCGCGAAGUGUCGCAUCGCGAGGGGCGUGACCGCGAGCGCGGGCCGGCGACGGAACGACCGACGGCCGACGGUGCCGCGCUCUCGGCCAGCGGCACUGUCUCGCCCGGAGCCGGCACCAGCGCGGCUGCAGGCAACGUCAGCCUGGCCAACCUGAGCGACAUGGACCCGGAUGAUGUGCCGCGCGAGCUGAAGAAGGAGGGCAGCGACUGGCUCGCCAUCUUCAACCCCAAGGUCAAGCGGGUGCUCGACGUGAAUCUGGUGCACACGUUCCUGCAUGAGAGCGUCGUGUGCUGCGUCCGCUUCUCGGCCGACGGCAAGUACCUGGCGACGGGGUGCAACCGGAGCGCGCAGAUCUACGACACCAAGACGGGCGCCAAGACGUGCGUGCUGACCGAUCAGAACGCCAACAGCAAGGGCGACCUCUACAUCCGCAGCGUCUGCUUCAGCCCCGACGGCAAGUGCCUGGCGACGGGCGCCGAGGACCGCCAGAUCCGGAUCUGGGACAUUGCCAAGAAAAAGGUCAAGAACCUGCUGUCGGGCCACAAGCAGGAGAUCUACUCGCUCGACUACUCCAAAGACGGCCGCAUCAUUGCGUCGGGCUCGGGCGACAAGACGGUGCGCAUCUGGGACGUCGAGACGGGCCAGAUGCUGCACACGCUCUACACGAGCCCCGGCCUGGAGCACGGGCCGUCGGAGGCGGGCGUGACGAGCGUCAGCAUCAGCUCCGACAGCCGGCUGGUGGCGGCGGGCGCGCUCGACACGCUGGUGCGCGUGUGGGACACGCAGACGGGCCAGCAGCUCGAGCGGCUCAAGAGCCACAAGGACAGCAUCUACAGCGUCAGCUUCGCGCCCGACGGCAAGAGCCUCAUCAGCGGCAGCCUGGACAAGACUCUGAAGCUGUGGGACCUCACGGGCACCAGCAAGGCGGCCCAGGAGGGCGGCCGCGCCGAGGACAAGGGCGGCCAGGCGACGUGCGCCACCACCUUCCUCGGGCACAAGGACUACGUCCUCUCCGUCUCGUGCUCACCGGACGGGCAGUGGGUGGCCUCGGGAUCCAAGGACCGCGGCGUCCAGUUCUGGGACCCCAAGACGGCCCAGACGCAGUUUGUGCUGCAGGGCCACAAGAAUUCGGUAAUUGCCAUCAACCUCAGCCCUGCCGGUGGCUUGCUGGCGACGGGAAGCGGCGACUUCAACGCCCGCAUCUGGUCGUAUGAUCGCAUUGCCAACUGA
This is a messenger RNA of Pseudozyma flocculosa PF-1, 2313 nucleotides long. RefSeq lists its product as uncharacterized. Gene Ontology annotation, molecular function: protein binding. NCBI's taxonomy places the organism in Eukaryota, Fungi, Basidiomycota, Ustilaginomycetes, Ustilaginales, Ustilaginaceae. The record is from RefSeq and is a predicted model, not a curated record. The transcript is spliced from 8 exons. Bases 1 to 2313 code for a protein of 770 amino acids.